Messenger RNA from Amphiprion ocellaris (clown anemonefish), 4596 nucleotides. RefSeq names its product cadherin 17, LI cadherin (liver-intestine) (gene cdh17). The record is from RefSeq and is a predicted model, not a curated record. The transcript has 19 exons. Gene Ontology annotation, molecular function: cadherin binding; calcium ion binding. Gene Ontology annotation, biological process: multicellular organism development; homophilic cell-cell adhesion; adherens junction organization. Gene Ontology annotation, cellular component: adherens junction; plasma membrane; catenin complex. The coding region runs from base 25 to 2697 and encodes 890 amino acids. NCBI's taxonomy places the organism in Eukaryota, Metazoa, Chordata, Actinopteri, Pomacentridae.
CUGGUUAACGUUUGACCAGACAGGAUGAAGCUGUUUCUGAUCACUGUGAAGUCUGUGAGUCACUCGAGCUCUCCAGUUCAGACUGUGAUCAUGACAGCCAUGAUGCAUCUGCUGCUGCUGAUCCUGCUCGGCAUUGCUGCAGGGACGGAUCUGGAGGAGAAGAAGGGCCCGUUUGAGAACACAGUGCUGGAGGUUCUGGAGGGAACGCCGGUACCGUUCGCUAUAUAUCAGUUCCAGGUGGGUGAUCCAGAUGUCAACAGCUUCCGGCUGAGCGGUGAAGGUAAAGAUGACGUUCGCAUGUCAAAGGACGGUUGGCUUUACCUGGAGAAUCCUCUGGACUGGUCUCGAGAAGAUAACUACAUUAUCAAGGUGGAGGCAUUAGCAAAUGACAAGGUGGUUGAUGGCCCAAUUUACGUGACGAUAAACGUGCUGGACGUCAACAACAACGCUCCAUUCUUCAACCAGAGCAGCUACGCGGCGAUGGUCCGGGAGAAUAGUCCAGCAGGUGUCCCGUUCACCAGAGUGUUUGCUUUGGAUCGGGACGACCCGACGACUCCCAACGCUGACCUGAGAUACAGUCUGGUCAGCCAGAUCCCCAACAUGAACCACGUCCCCCUGUUCCAGAUCGACCCCAACACCGGAGAGAUCUCCACCACCGAAGAAGGGCAGCAGAUGCUGAAGGCCAGAGAGGGAAUCCUGUACAGCCGAGGAGAAAACCAGGGCGCCGACGCUCUCAAGAUGAAGUUUAACGAGUACUGUCCAGACCCCAAUGUCCCCUAUGAGGACAACCCCUUCUACACCUGUGUGGAGAGAGCAGAGAUGAGGAGGCGGAACGUAAACCCCCUGGAGGACCCCGACUACACCCUGAUCGUACGAGUUCAGGACCUGGCCGGAGCUUCAGAGACGGCGCUGACCGGAAACACCAGAGUUCACAUCGUGGUGCAGGAAAACCUCUGGGUCAGCCCCGGACCGAUACAUGUAGUGGAGAACUGGAAGACUAGCUAUCCUCAGGUCAUCGCAAAGGUCCAGUCUAACGAACCCAACGCCGUCUACUCGAUAGUGCAGAAAGAGCGACAGCUGAAAUUCCCCUUCAUGAUCACAGAAAAUGGAGAAAUCAUGCUGACGGAGGAGCUGGACAGAGAAGACAAGGACAUGUACACCCUGGUGGUGUUUGCUAAAGACAACCAUGACAAAGAGGUGGAUCCGCCCAUGGAGAUUUACGUCGUGGUGGAUGAUGUGAACGAUAAUGAACCGAAGUGUGAGGAGGAGGAGAGUGUGUUCGAGGUGCAGGAGGACGAGCCUUCAGGCUCCCUGGUCGGACAGCUGCUCGUCCAUGACGACGACAAAGAAGGAACUCUGAACUCCCAGCUGAGCUACGAGAUCAUGUUCCAGUUUCCAGCCACCGAGAACACCUUCCUCAUCGACGGCACCAACGGAAAGAUCCAGGCGCUGCGAUCCCUGCGACGAAAAGAGCAGCCCACCUACAGCCUCGACGUCAGAGUCUCUGACUCAGAUUUCAGCACGAUCUGUAAGGUCGUCAUCAAGGUCAUUGACGUGAACAACGAGAUGCCCCUGUUUGAGAUGACCGAUUAUGGCAGCUACACUCUGGCCGAGGACACUCCUGUGGGACACACUGUGUUGACCAUCAACGCGACAGAUGCUGAUGAUCCAGACAGUGGCAGCUCCAUCAUCGAGUUCCACAUCUCCGCUGGCGAUGACGACAAAGUGUUCACCGUGGAAACCGAUGGCAAAGGCAUCGGCCAUGUGGUCAUAGCUAAGCCUCUGGACUUCGAGUCUUCUACCAUCUACAAGCUAAAGAUUGAUGCUCGUAACCCGGAGCCCCUGAUGAAAGGUCUGGAGUACGGCAGCGAGUCCACCGCCUACGUCUCUGUUUUCAUCACCGACAUCGACGAGGUCCCAGAGUUCAGCCUGGACGUCCUCGACGCGACGGUACCCGAGAACACCACCAAGGGAUCAGUGCUGCUCACCGUGGACGCAAAGGACCCGGAGGGCAAAGAGAUCGGUUUUAAGUUGGAAGGUGACUCUAAAGACUGGCUGGAGAUCGAUGCUGACACAGGAGAAAUAAAGACCAAACAGAAGCUGGACAGAGAGAUUCUGGAGAGCUUUGAAGUCACCGUCACUGCCUUUGAGAAAGCGAACCCGGAGAUGUCUGCCGAGCGUGUCGUGCACGUGAGGCUGCUGGAUGUGAACGACAACUACCCCAGACUGGUGGAGACUCAGGGCUUCAUCUGCGUUGGGAAACCCAAACCUGUCGUCAUCAAAGCCGUGGACCCAGACAGCGACCCCUACUCCCAACCGUUCACCUUCGCCUUGGCCACCAACAACAACAAGAAAUCACCCAACUGGAACCUGCGCCAAAUCGACGAUACAACGGCUGAACUGAGCCUGAAGAGAAACCCGACUGAAGAUAGAACCAUCACGCUUCAAAUUAACAUUAAAGACAAUGCCGGCAUGGGACUCACACAUGCGUUCCAGAUGAGAGUAUGUAACUGCACAGAGCUGGGCUACUGCUACAUGGAGCCAGGUGUGCAUGGAUUCAAAUAUGGAAUGGGAGCCACCGUUGGGAUCCUGGUGGGCGUUAUAGGCUUCUGUGUUCUCGUCUUCAUCGUGGUGAUCAAACGCGUAAAUCAAGGACGCAAGAAGAAAGCAGAAGAGGAGGAGACGAUGAUGCAGUAGAGACAUGCACGCCACUUUUAUUUAUAUACCCCAAUGUCAUCAAUCACGAAUAUGCCUACAGCAUGUGCAGCACAAAACACCGUCCGUCCUCAGACACGAUGCAGACGAUGAGAAGCCCGACUGUAACAUUAACCCUAAUACCCACUGGUUUUAUGGUGCAAGUGCAACGUCUGAGCAGAAACCACGGACAAAAUUAGACUCCACAGCCACCUCAGGGUUAUUUACUGUCUUCUUUUCUGCCAAAUACAUAUAGAAAAUUACACAAAUAGACAGAAUCAACCCACAAAAUCCCUUGUAGGAAAUGAAGACUUCACCCUAAAAGCAAAUACAAAUUAUUUUUACAGUGCGUUUUCAAUGUCUGACCAAAAACUACAGAUGCAAAUUUGACUUUAAAGAUAUUCAGGUAUAUUUACCAUCUAUGUAUCUAUCUGUUGUUAAAAAAAAAAAAAAAAAAAAAGCUAUUAAAAUUACAUUACUAAGUGAACAAAACCCCAAAAAAUCCUUGUAAGAUGUGAGGAAAUACACUCUUAACAAUAAAAUUAACCCUAAAACCCCAUCUUAAAUGUUUUUAUGGUGCCUUUUCAGUGUCUAACUAAAGACUAUGGAUGCAACUGAGACUUUAAAGCAGGCUCAGGUUUAUUUACAGUCUAUUUUUUGUCAAAUAAACCUAUAAAAUUACAUUAAAAAGUGAACAAAGACUCAAUAAUUCUCUUGUAAACCCCAUCUUAAGCAAUUUGAGGUUGCCUUUUGGAUGUAUGACCAGAGAUUAUGGAUGCAAAUUAGACUUUCCAGCCAACUCAGGUUUAUUUACAGUCUAUUUUCUGCUGAAUAAACCUGUAAAAUUACAUAAAUAUUUGAAUAAACUCCUUAAAACUACAGAGAACUAUGGUCAUUCAUUCCUAACUAUAAAAUUAACCCUAAACCCCCAUUUCAAACACUUUAAGUUGCCUUUUCAAUGUCUGACAAUGAACUACAGAUGCAAAUUUGACUUUAUAUCAAACUUAGGUUUAUUUACAGUCUAUUUUUGGUCAAAUAAACCUAUAAAAUUACAUUAAAAAGUGAACAAAGACCCAAAAAUUCCCUUGCAAAGCACUUUUAAGUUUCCUUUUCAACGUCAGACCAGAGAUUAUGGAUGCAAACUAGACUUUCUAACCAACUUAGGUUCAUUUACAGUCUAUUUUAUGCUAAAUAAACCUGUAAAAUUACAUAAUUAUAUGAAUAAACCCCUAAAAAUCCCUUGUAAGGAGUGUGAACUUAACUCAUUCUCUUGUAACUGUAAAAUUAACCCUGAAACCACCUUGUGAACGUUUUUAUGUUGCUUUUUCGAUGUCUGAAGAGGGACUAUGGAUGCAAGUUUAACAUUUUUUCUGCUUAAUAAAUCUAUAAAAUUACAUAAUUAGGUGAAGAAACCCUCUCUAACCUCUUGUAAGAAGUAAAAACUGUAAUUAUUUUUGCAUAAAAACCUUCACUCUCUAAGGUUAAAACUCAAAUUUCCUCAUCAAUACAGCCACACACAUUGACUUUGGCUCAUUUUAUUAUAUUUAGGAGAUGAUUAUUCGGUAUUGUGCAUGCUUAACUAAACUGGUAGGUGGUUCUUAAUGCCGACAGCUGCUAAUCAUGCAUUUAUGCAACUUGUUGACUUAAUGUAUUCAAAAUUCACUCCCAGACUCUGGUGGUUUCAUUAGCAGCUUCUCCCAUGAUUCAAUUAGGCUUUUUUUUUCUUUCAUUCUUUCUUUGUUGUUGUUGUUGUUGUGUUAUUCCCAAAUGUGCCGGCCAACUGUUGAAUCUUAUGCAACAGUUGGAAGCGUCGUGUGAUGUGAGAGCAAAGCGCCUGUUUCAUGAGUUGUUUUGUUAAAGGGCCGUUCACGGCUCCGUUUCCCAAUAAACAAAGAAACUUGG